Puntigrus tetrazona (Sumatra barb) is the source of this 3057-nucleotide messenger RNA. It is a transcript of the gene entrep1, whose product is annotated as family with sequence similarity 189 member A2. Lineage: Eukaryota; Metazoa; Chordata; Actinopteri; Cypriniformes; Cyprinidae. The transcript has 11 exons. Gene Ontology annotation, cellular component: membrane. Bases 694 to 2445 code for a protein of 583 amino acids. The record is from RefSeq and is a predicted model, not a curated record.
UUCAUGUGCUAUAGAAACACGCGUACAGACAACGAUAUAGAUUUUUAUGUCUUUGAAACAAUUAAGGUUAAAGCAAAUACGACAAAGAUUGUAAACGACAUUUCUUCGUGUUUCCAGUGAAGAUGUUUUUGAUAAAAUUGCAGCGCUACAUACAGCCUUUAUCAGUCUGCGCUUUGUGUUGUAUUAAUUGUACAAACAUACAUUUGCACGAUGCCAAGCAAAAUUGGUUCAUUGUUUAUUAAAAAACUGUCAGUCGGUGUCUCGGCGUUCAGUUUUUUGUUUCAUUAUAAGUAUAGCUAGACUCUCAAGUGCUUACAUGAAGGUUGUCCUUUCGGCAUUAAAGACAACGCGACACAAACUGUUUUGUUGCGGUAAGUGUUCACUAUAAUUUGUGGAGGUGUGUUUCUUCAGGCUUGAGGACGGGAGAGGGAGAAGCGCGGAUGUGGGGCCUCCUCUUCCCACGCGCCCCUCCCCCGCCUGUCCAAAAAUGUGAAACCGAAUCUGAGCAGCAGGUCACAGAGCCUAGUUAUUUUAAAACCAACACUGGACUACCUCGACGGGACCAUGGAGGCAGCGCGGAACGGGCCGUUUAAAGAAAUAACCGUCGCCGCGCGAGAGCUGGAGUAAAAUGAGGGAGCGCCGCCGUGCUCGCUCGACGUGUUCAGUUGCUGCUCGGCUGCCCGCGGCUCUCCGAUGUCUCUGCCCGUAGUCCUGCCUGGAUCUUGCUGUCGUUUAUCUGGGGCUGCUUUGGCCCACCAGCUCGCAGACGCCUCUCACAGAAGCCGCAGCCGCCGCGUGUCCGCUCUUCCGUCCCGCAUGUCUGGCUCUCAGACGCGGCUCAUCCCGGCGCUGCUGCCCGCUCGCCCGCUGCUCUCCCUCGGCUUGCUGCAGCUGGUUCUCGGCUGCUCCAUGGUGGCGCUAUCUUUCGGGGCUCUGUCCCUUAGCAACUCGCCCCCUAUUAGAAACUCUUGUCCGUUUUGGGCCGGAUCUUCUGUCAUCCUCUCUGGGAUUAUAGGACUAACCACAUGGAAACGGCCAAUGCUUCUGCUGGUGAAUCUGUUUGUUUUGCUGUCAGUGGUCUGUAUCCUGUUAAACCUGGCAGGCUUCAUCCUCUGCUGUCAGGGGGCUCAGCUGGUCUCCAGCACCACUAACUGCCAGCUGAACGAGAAGGGUGACCUCUGUUACUGUUGUUCAGAGAUUCCAAGCACACAGUGCCAAGGGGACAAGCUGAUUGAGAUCUACGCAGGCCAUGCAUGUGGCACAAUGAGAAUCCUGCUCAAGAAAGUGCUGUUUGCGUUGUGUGCGCUGAAUGCUUUGGCCACGGCUGUGUGUCUGGUGGCUGCUGCGCUCAGAUAUCUCCAGAUCUUCUCAACCAGGCGGCCGUGCAUGGAAGAGGCCAGGCCUGUUCCAGAGGAAGUUGAGGAGCAGACUCAUCUUCCUGACCCUGACGAGUUCGUCGCUCCGGCGCCACCUCCGUCAUAUUUCUCCACCUUCUACUCUUACACCCCGCGCCUGGCUCGCAGGAUGUUUGGUGAUGGUAUGAUCCCUCUUCCUCAUAUAUAUGGUGCCAGAAUUAAAGGAGUGGAGGUCUUCUGUCCUCUAGACCCUCCUCCACCUUAUGAAGCUGUUGCAACAAGCCCAGAAGCACAGGCCCAGAAUACUGAGGUGCAAAUGACCGAUCUGACUGAGGUCCUGACAGAGGCUGCAGAGGCAGAGACACCCAGUGAUGACAGGUGCCGUCAGACGGCCUUAUUGAGCCCCACGCCCCCGGCACAGUCCAGACAGCCUCACAGCACAGCCUCCUCCGGCAGAAAACCUCACAGACCUCGCCUCCGCCGCUCCAACAGUGACCCCGUCCUGCUAGAUCUGACCGCCAAAGUAAUGAGUUGUGAAGCAGCUACACAGACAGAAUUAGGUCCUGGUUCUGUAACGGAGCACGGGACGGUUACGCUACGACAGGGCCGCGGCAAACGGAAGCCUCGUCCCAACUCUAUGGUGGACUACCAGAGCUAUAGAGACACAAAACUGCUGGUGGCCCGUUUUCUGGAGCAGUCCUCCUGCAGCUUGACCCCUGAGGUACAGGAGCUGGUGAACAGCAUCAAAACUGUGCUGCGCUCCGACGAGGAACACAUGGAGGAAGCCGUUCACUGCGCCAGCUUCAUUGACCAGGCCAUUACGGUUUCAGAGGUGACACCAGCGCAGUCCGCCCUCCGCAGGCAGACGCAGACGCAGACGGAGCUCACCUCCAACACGCUGCCGCUGCGCAAGCGGCCGGGCGUCCUGCACCUGCGCAGCUGUGGAGACCUCAGCUCCUUCACAUGGGCAGAGCUGCAGGCCGGGCCGGAGCGCAGGACGGCUCCUCACUCUCGAACGCACUCCAGGAUGGGCAGGGAGCAGGAACGUCCGCACAGCCUUAUAGGAGUCUUCAGAGAAACUGUCAUCUGAGAGACGUCCCAAACCGACUGUUCACAGAGGAAAUAGACUCAUCGGGUGAAGGUUAUAGUGAACGUCACAACACGAAGGAAGCCAAGCUUUGUAUAAAGUACAGAUGAUUUCAAUUCAUUUUUAAAACAUCUGUUUUUCAUCAGUGUGUAUACUGAAUAUUAUUCAUUUUUAACUUUUUCAGUUGGAAGUACAGCUGUUGGGAUUCACUGUUUCUUUAAAUUUUUUUUCACAUUAUGCAUUAUGAUAAAACACUGGAAAAAAACCAACAAAAUGCCUUAUUUAAAAAGUAUUUGAUUAAAGAAAUUGACUAUAUGAAAAAUACAAUAUUAAUAACCAUUAUAUUAAAACAUUGUAAAGUAUGGUUUUAUUUAUCUUAUGUGGUGUGGAUUACUCAAUGCUGAAUACAUCAGCAUAUUGUAACGAGGAAAGAAUAUGUGACUCUUUUUUGUUUUAUUUUUGACCAUUUUAAACAAAUGUAUUAUUUCUACCAAGAUGUCCUUCGGAGGUGUAUUGUGCAUUAUUACUGAAUUUGAGGAGGCUCAUCUGCUUUAUAUGGGUGAAACCUACCAUCCAUAUUUCUCCAAGAUUAAAUCUGAUCUUUAAAGCUGUUAA